AUGGCCAGCCAUGGGCGCAACGGACCCGAGGGGGCAGGCGCGGUGCUCCGCGGGCCCAAGCUGCCGCUCUGGCUCUGCUCCUGUGGGUGCGCAUCCAACUGGGCAAGCAGGCUUAGGUGCAGAGAAUGCGACAGGCGGUGCUCCACCAAGGUUGGGGACGCUGCCAGGAAGGCGCACAAGGAGGCGAUCAAGGGCGGGCCCAAGCCGGGCAGCCACCCGCAGCCCCGCGGGGCCUGGGCGCGGCAGAAGCUGGCCCCGUGGGAGCAUGACAAGCUCCAGCGCCAGGACAGCGAGCUGGCCGCCCUUCGGCAGCAGGUCGAGGCGCUCAAGGCGGACAGCGCCAAGGCCAAGAUCACAGCCCUCAGCGACCUCAAGGAGGAGCUCCAGAAGCUCGGGGGAGGCGAGCAGGCCACGAGCUGCGUCAAAGCUGUUGAGGCCAAGUACUCAGAGCCGCCCAAGCCCAAGAGCCUUCCAGCCCUCGAAGGGCAGCGCAGGAAGCUCGAGGGGCAGCUCCAGAAGGCGCUCGGCAAGGUCGCAGAGCUCGAGGAUCAGCGUGCCAAGCUCGACCUGCGGAUUGGUGAAGCCAAAGACUCGGUCGCUGAGCUCAAGGGCAAGCUGCAGGCGGCCGACGCCGAGAUCAAGUCCCGCCACGCCGCAGGCGUCCUCGGCGACGGGCUCAGGGGCUUGGCCAAGGUCCUCGAGCAGUUCAAGGCUACGGCAGUGGAGAACCAGGCAGUACUCCACGGACUCAUCCAGUUGCAGGACGUCGUCAAGAAGGAGCAGGAGUCUCUGGAUGCUGUCGACGACGCUGCACAUGCUGCUGGUGCUGCUGGCGGCGGCGAUGGGGAUAGCCACGAGGAUGUCCCUUGCAAUGCUGAGCCAGGAGGAGAGUCCGCCCCCGUCCCCGACGAGCUGGUCGACAGUCUCAUGGAGGACGCCCCAGAAGGCGAGAGUCACGAGCAGCGGCGCAAGCGCAUCAGCGACCUCAUCGGGGCACACAUGUGGCUCUACACGGUCAAUGCGAACACCGAGAAGGGAUAUCGGGACUUCCUCGACUGGCUGGACGGCCUGCACAGUCUCGGCGUGGCAGGGCCGACGAGGCGGCCAGCUGCAGAUAUCACCUUCGUGCAGGAGGCGCGGGUGCGUGAAGGCGGCAGAGAAGCAGUCCAGCGGUGGCAUCGCAAACGCGGCUUCGACUUCGACCUGGCUGCAGGGCUCAGCACGGGUGAAGGGCCACUGUCUUUCAAGCAGCCCCACCGCGUGCUCAGACGGGUGGUCAACAUAGGCGACGGGCUCGCCAUCGAACUCAUGUCGGUCUACCUUCGCGACGGGGAGGGCAUGAGCGAGGCCAACGCAGACAUCCUAUGGGACGUAGCGUCGCAGCUCAGAGUGGCUGCUCGGCCGUGGAUUCUAGCUGGCGACUUCAACAUGGACCCCCUCCAGCUCGCGGCGUGGGCGGCCACGGCUGGAGGACUCGCGCUGCAUACAGGUACGGCGACCUGCAGGGCGGGGGCGCUCAGGGAGCUGGAUUACGCGAUCAUCUCCGACGAGCUCCAGCACUUCGUGUUCAGCCACGGGCCAGCGGUCGAAGCCCCGAUCGGGCCGCACAGCCCCGUCCUGUUGGAAGUUCGAGGGCUGCAUACGGACGCCACGGUGCAGCAGCUACACCGCACAGCGCGGCUGCCGUUUGAUCGGGCCAUCGGCUGCACUCCCUGGGUACCGCUGCCUGCCUGGACCUGGGAAGAGGGCACGGUCCCCCCUAGCCCGAGGGCUGCCAUGCAGGAGUGGCUCAGGCAUGCCGAGGGCUACCUUCUCCCGCUCUACGACCUGCACGGCGACGAGGCUCAGAAGUUCGCAAGCAGGGCGGACGGAGUGCGCUUCGUCAACGUCUCGAUCGCCGACGCCAGCCGUCGCCGCUGGGCACAGCUCAGCUCGCAGGAAACCCACGCCUGGGGCGGUCUUGUCAGCCUGCUGCAGCGGGCCGACCUGCUGGCGGCGCGAGGUAAGGACUCACAGGGCUUGACCAGCCUGGGAAGCCGCCUGAAUGCGAUGCGCCUGGCCGAUUACGACGGCAGCUGUGGCCCUGUGCCCAGGGGACAGCUGGGCGCCGCAGCUACCUCCAGCGACGCGGCAUUGAGGAGGAGGCUCAUCGAGCACGCCAGGGCUCAGCACCAGGCCAGCCAGCGCAGCGACGCCGCAGCAGCCAGGAAGCAGUGGCAGGCCUGGGCCAAGGGUGCUGCCACGGGCGGGGGGAAGCUGGCCCAUCGCUUCUCCAAGCCCGAGCCGCUGGCCAAGGCGACCCUCGUCACGGCAGACGAGGACGAGGGCGACGCGCUCCCCGUCAACGGCGACGAGGCAGCGCAGCACUGCCUCAAGGAGUGGCUCCCGCUCUGGCUCGACCCUCGACGCCGAGAAGGGCUCGAGGAGGCGGCCAGCUGGGAGACAACCGAGCCGCUGCCGCACCUCGAGGUGGACAGCCUCAGGUACCUGCUGAAGCGGUACGGGAGGUGGGCUGGCCUGGGAUGGGACCAGCUCCACCCGAGGCAGCUGCUCCGCUUGGACGAGCCCUUCCUUGUCAGGCUCCUCGAGGUGCUGGCCAGCUGGGAGGACGCGCCCGAGGCCUACCUGGACUGGCUCUCUGUCAUCGUCUUCCGCGCCAAGGCCGACGGUGGCAGGAGGCCAAUUGCGCUCACCUGCCUCCAGAUUCGGCUCUGGUCGGCCAUGCGAGGGCCCAUCGUCAGGGAAUGGGAGGCGAAGCACCAUGACGCCUGGUACACCGGAGGCGAGCUCAACACGGUCAUCACGGUCGACGGGGCCUGCAGCGCGCCCUUUCGGGCUACGGGCACGGUGCUCGCAGGCUGUUCAUGCGCUACGGGCAUUGCCAAGCUUCUCCUCUUCAGGUCCUUCAAGAAGGUCGCGGCCUUCUACCCCAGCGUGCGGCUGGGCAGCGUCGCCGACGACUUCACGCUCCAGACGGUCGGCACCGCGGGCAUGGUGAAGGCUGUGCUAGGACCCGCCAUGCGCAUGCUGCUGGGCUGCCUUGACGAGAAGCGGGUGCCCGUCCACUACGGGAAGCUAUGCUACCUCACACCCGACGGAGGUUGCGAGACAGCUGGGGUCGGACGUGGCCGGCUGCUGGGGAACGACGUGCACGACGGGCGCUGGAGGCGCACAGCCAUCGGGGCACAGCGCGUCGAGGAUGCGCUGGCCAGGUCUCGGCGACUGCAGAUACUGAGGACGGCUGGCGCUAAGGUCGCCACGGUGCAGAGGGGCGGCCCCACGGCAGCCGCCACCUGGGGCUCAGCCACGACUGGCCUCGCCCCCUCGGUCCUGCACGGGCUACGUGUGGCUGCAGCGCGUGGUGAAGGGCCCUUUGCGCCAGGUGCUUCAGUCGGCCUGAGGCUGAGGUGCUUCCCCAAAGGCACCGAGAGGGACCCCGCGGUGGUGAACGCGGGCCAGGUCGUGCUGCAGUUCGGCAUGGCGCUCUGGCUGGGCUACCCCACCCCGUUCGCCCUCAGCACGCUGCUGGAGAAGGCCAAGCAGAGGCUCGGGUUGGAGGUCGACCUCGCCAGGGUCUCGCCGUCCUUCAGCAAGGAGCUAGCAGAGGGCGCGGCCAAGAGGUGGUCGGACCGCGACGCCACCUUCAGGCUCUACCCCCACCAGAGCUCGGAGCUUGUCUGGGGUUCGCUGCAACGCCUGGGCAGGACCAAGGAGUCGCUCGGCUGGCAGCAGCACCAGCGGGCGGCACUCCACUCAGUCAUCUCAGGCACGGUGCUUUCCCAGUCGCGGCUCUACAAGAGAGGCAUGGCCUCAGAGUGGGAAUGCCCCAUAUGCAGGAGCGCACCUGGCACAAUCUGGCACGGGCUGUACGGCUGCGAUGGCCACGCGGCCUAUCGCAAGGACGAGGCCUCGCCCGAGCUCCUUCGGCACGCGGAGGUGGCACGGGCUGCAGGAGGCAACUGCGGCGAGAUGUUCGGCAGGUGCCUCUCCCCAUCGCUCGACCAUGUGAUCCCGAGGCGAGACCCCGAUGGAGACCCAGUUCGGUGGUACCAGCGACCAGCCUCGGGGCACCUCACAGGCCUCAUCUUCACCGACGGCAGCGCGGUCGGCACGCGGUGGCCAGAGCUGCAGCGCGCGGGCUGGUCGCUCGUGCAGCGCGACGGGCAUGGGCGCAUGGUCGCUGCAGCAUGGGGUUGGGUGCCCCUCUCCAUGGCGCCGCGGCAGGAAGCGCGGGACGGCGAGGACUACGCCUACCACAUGGCGGCGUUCCUCUGCGAGGGCCACAUCGACUUCCGGACGGACUGCUCAGGGACGGUGGCCUGCGCCCUGCGGGGGGCAGCAUGGGCAUGCCGCACUGGGUCCCCGAGGCCCCACAUGUGGAACGCGUUCUACGCCUCCUUCGACAGCUCACGGAGCUACACUGUCACCAAGGUGCUGGCCCACGCCACAGCUGCCGACGUGGAGGCUGAUCGCACGACCUGGUGGCAACGAGCAGGCAACAAGCUCGCCGACGAGGCAGCGAAGGAGGGCGCUAAGUUGGCGCUGGCAGAAGACCAGCUGGACUUCGCCUACGGCCUCGAUCUCAUCGCAAGACAGGCGAUGGUCUUCACGGGCAAGCUCCACGCGCGCAUGGCGGAUCGGAAGCAGAUCGACCACGCCAGCGACGUCAUCCUGGAGCUCGCGGAGCACGAGGAGAGCUACGAGGAGCCCGAGGCCAGUAGUGGCCACGCUGCCGAGGCCUCCUGGGUGGCUGCAGGAGCAGCGGUAGUGGCCCUCGCAGCGGCGCGAGACUCGGCGGAGGGCGACGAGCCCCCUGCGGCCCGACGACCACGUACGCCUUGGUCGAUCGGAGGCCACGCCAUCGUCGAGAGGGCCAUCACGGGGCCUGGCACGGACGGCUCCACCAUGGUCCACUGCGUGAAGUGCUACGCCUAUGCCCACCAGCGCAUGAUGGGCAUCCUGAGGCCAUGCGGCUCGGGGGCAGGACGCCAGCAGGGCUACGGGCAGCGGGCCGCUGGGCCCAGCGCCACGUUUGCCCCGUUCGCGAGCGCUGCAGCGUUUGGCGUCGGGCCAGAGCAGGAGGCCGACUUCCUCUCCUGGUCGGCCAGGCAGCGUGCUGGUCGGAGGUCCGAGGGAGACCCCGACGUGAUCGAAGGGGAGUCCUCCGACUAA
This is a messenger RNA of Prorocentrum cordatum, 5172 nucleotides long. Lineage: Eukaryota; Dinophyceae; Prorocentrales; Prorocentraceae. The record is from the annotation of a GenBank genome assembly.